AGACUCGUGGAUGAAAAAGUAUGACACAAGUUUGAUGUUUGUGUCUGCUUUCUCAAGGUCAAGAAAUUAUCUCCUCAGAAGGCGACAGUACUAUGCAUGUUAUGAAUUGUGUCUCCUUGGGCAGUGAUAAAGAAAAUGGGAAUAUCACCACAGCAGCUGGAUUCAUGAUUGGGCAAACACCACCACCAGUGUCUCCUCCACCUCCUCCUCCACCCCCUCCACCUCCACCAUGUCCGUUUUCAGGGGAAGGCUUUCUUUCCUCUCCUCCUCCUCCCCCACCACCUCCACUACCUGGGGAACCUCCAGUCCCACCUCCGCCUCCAGGACUGCCCCUACCUUCUCACAUGAACGGAUACAGUCACCUUGGGAAGAAGAAGCGAAUGAGAAGCUUUUUUUGGAAAACCAUUCCAGAGGAACAAGUUCGUGGCAAAACCAACAUCUGGACCUUGGCAGCCAGGCAACAGCAUCACUAUCAAAUUGAUACCAAGACCAUCGAGGAGCUCUUUGGGCAGCAAGAAGACACCACCAAGUCUUCCAUUUCUAGGAGAGGAGGAACUCUUAAUUCAUCCUUCAGGGAUGGUCGAGAAGAGAUUACUAUCUUGGAUGCAAAGCGGAGCAUGAACAUUGGGAUAUUUCUUAAGCAAUUUAAGAAGCCUCCUCAGUCCAUUGUAGAAGAUAUCCAUCAAGGAAGGAGUGAGCACUAUGGAUCAGAGACAUUGCGAGAGUUUCUUAAGCUUUUGCCAGAGUCAGAAGAGGUAAAGAAAUUAAAAACAUUUAGUGGCGAUGUGUCCAAGCUGUCGCUGGCAGACUCCUUUAUGCACUACUUAAUUCAGGUGCCAAACUACUCACUUCGGAUUGAAGCCAUGGUGCUAAAGAAGGAAUUUUUACCUUCUUGUUCUUCUCUACACACAGAUAUAACAAUGUUAAGAACUGCUACAAAAGAGCUGAUGUCAUGUGAGGAGCUACAUUCUAUAUUACACUUGGUGCUCCAGGCUGGAAAUAUUAUGAAUGCAGGAGGGUAUGCUGGCAAUGCCGUGGGAUUUAAACUGUCUUCUUUGCUCAAAUUGGCAGACACAAAAUCAAACAAACCUGGGAUGAAUCUUCUGCACUUUGUCGCACAGGAAGCCCAAAAGAAAGAUGUCAUUCUUCUAAACUUUUCUGAAAAAUUGUAUCACGUUCAGGAGGCUGCUAGAUUAUCUCUGGAUAACAUGGAGGUAGAGCUGCACUCACUGUUUGUCAGGACGAGAUCUCUCAAGGAAAACAUCCAGCGGGAUAGAGAACUUUGUCAGCAGAUGGAAGAUUUCCUUCAGUUCACCGUAGAAAAGCUGACAGAACUGGAACACUGGAAACAAGAGCUCUGGGAUGAGGCCCACACACUUAUAGAUUUUUUCUGUGAAGACAAAGAAACCAUGAAGCUGGACGAAUGUCUUCAGAUAUUUAGAGACUUUUGUACCAAAUUCAACAAGGCAGUUAAGGACAACCAGGACCGGGAGGUGCAGGAACUGAGGCAGCAGCAGCGGCUGAGGGAGCUGGAGCAGAAGCGACGCUCCUGGACAGUAGGGGAGCUCGGGGGGUUUGGCCGGAGCAGCAGUGAGAACGAUGUGGAGCUGCUGACAAAGAAGGGUGCAGAGGACCUGCCCCCUUUCUUGCACCCGAGGCCUAUCAGCCCUUCCUACCGGCCCCCCAACACCCGCCGCUCCCGCCUCUCUCUGGGCACCUUCGCUGACCGGGAGCUGCUGACCUUCCUGGAGAGCUCCACUGGCAGCCCCGAGGAGCUCACCAAGUUCAACAGCCUGCCCCGGAAGAGCAGCCCCCUGCAGGCCCAGCCCACGGUAGCCUGGAUGGAGCACGGAGACUUUGGCUCCAAACUUGCACACAGACCUCAGGCCCUGGAGGGCCAGGCAGAGGCCCCCAGCCCACCCACAAUUUGGCAGAGCCAGCUUCCAGCGCCCCAGCCUGGGGACCCUGGCUCUGCCUUCCCCCGAGCAUGGUGCGGUGGAGUCAGCAUCCUCCGAAAGAGGAACAGUGAACCUGUGGGCCUGGGUCCAAGCCGCUCCACUCCACUCUCACCACUGGCUCUAGGGAUUGAGGAACAUGAGCUGGUGACGGGGCUGGCCCAGUUUGACCUCCAGGGUCACAAGAGCCCAGAGGAGACCCCCCAGCUGGCCCUGCAUGAUGUUAGCCCUGUGGAACAGGCAUCUCUGUGGGAUGGUAGCCCUCAGUCCCUCGGUACUGGCAACUGCAGCCUGACCCCCGGGGGCAGAGGUUCCCGGGAGGGUCUUGGUCCAGCCCUGGAGGAUGGCGGGGCUGGCCCUGACCAGCCCAGCAGCGUGGCUCAGGUGUCUGUGGGGAGCAGUGACCCUGAGAACAAGGAUGCUGGGACUGUGUUCUACAUCUCAGAUACCACCCACUGCUCCCUGACUCUGGACUGCUCAGAGAGGACAGAUUCCAGGCCUGGGGGCAGGGAACCCAAGGAGAGUGGGGACAGGGGCGGCUCUGUGUCCUCUGGGGCUGGGGAGACUGGGGGUAACCAGGUCUCCUCCAACCCUGCUUCCAGCCCCUCUGAGGAGGCCCCUACUCCGGUCUCCCAGAAGAGUGAACCCAGCUGCAAGGGGGGCCUUCCCAGGGACAGAACCCCUAGAGGUAAAGAUGUGACAGCCCCGAAGAGAAGCUCCCUCAAGGAGGCCUCCCCGGGUGCCCCGAAGCCAGGCAGCAGUCGGAGGAGCCCAGGGGCUGUGCCCAAGCCUGUGCGGACCUUGCACACCUCCGAGAACGAGAGCAUGCGGAAGGUUGUGCCCAUCUCCAAGUCAGUCAGGGGGUCUGGGGGCUGGAAGCAGCCUGAGCCGCUGUCCCGGGGGGCCCCCAGCAGCACAGACACGUCGUUGUUGCGCCAGAGCUCUGUGCGAGGGACCUUGGACACCUCACCCAGGAAGCCCUCCGCAGGGGUCGUGGCCACAGUGCCAGACGAGCAGAGGCUGCAGCGGGUUAGCAGCAUCCGGCUGGGGAAGGAGCCUCCCUUACAGCACAGAAACUCUCACAAGAAACCCAGCGCCAAACCCCUCAGGAACAUGCUCAGGCAGAAGCCUGAGGAAAACAAAAUCUGCUGCUCCAGCUCCCAGGGCCGGAAGAGCCCUGAAGAAGAGCCCAAGACCCCACCAGCCCCUAGCCUCCCCCUUGUCCGGGCCUCCAUCCCCAGCUUUGCCCGAAACACGGUGGCCUCCUCGUCGCGGUGCAUGAGAACAGACUCCCCUCCUGUUACCAAAGCCACCAGCCUGACUCCAACAGUCUCGCAGCGGCAGCUGAGGGUCAAAGGCAGCCCUGAGGACACCUCCCCCAGGGACAGCAGGACCCUGAGGCGGGCCAGUAGCACCCGCACCUCCAAGAAGUGCCCAGAGUCUGCUGAGGGGCUCGGUGCCAACACAGAGCCCCCUCUGAAAGGCAGAGGGGUCGGGGAGCGGGCCUCCUUCCAACUGAAAGGCUCAAAUCAGACCACAUUGGGGAAAAUACUGAAUCCCUUGUGGAAAUGAUGGGUCGUGUCCUCUCUCUCACCCCCAGGGUCCAGAUGGUGAGGACAGCUUCUGGGAUAAGGGCAGGAAGAGGCCAGCACUGAACAUCUUUGUUCCACAUAUAGCAAUC
Molecule: messenger RNA, 3636 nt
Organism: Trichechus manatus latirostris (Florida manatee)
Lineage: Eukaryota; Metazoa; Chordata; Mammalia; Sirenia; Trichechidae
Gene: FHDC1
Product: FH2 domain containing 1
Exons: 11
Coding region: 93-3527 (1144 amino acids)
Biological process (GO): actin filament polymerization
Cellular component (GO): actin filament
Source: RefSeq, a predicted model, not a curated record